Messenger RNA from Ixodes scapularis (black-legged tick), 1095 nucleotides. RefSeq lists its product as uncharacterized. The transcript has 5 exons. The record is from RefSeq and is a predicted model, not a curated record. NCBI's taxonomy places the organism in Eukaryota, Metazoa, Arthropoda, Arachnida, Ixodida, Ixodidae. The coding region runs from base 50 to 919 and encodes 289 amino acids.
GCAUCGGGGUUUCUGCCGUGGGUGUCAAACUUUGACCGGACGAAGUACAAUGAUUGUCCAAAUGCUGCUGUAUGGCUUCAUUCUCUUUACUGCAGCUUUCGCUUUGGAAGUCGAAGAGACCCCCCCGAAGGUCUUCAAUCUCACGGAUGCAUUAGAGUCCUUUGUUAAGAUUUUUGAACUAGCAUACCCAGCCAAAGUGAAGUGGACAGAUAUGUGGUCGGAGCGUGAAGAAAUGAAAGAACUCUUCCCUACUAAAAUAUUUCAGGUAACAGUCGAAAGGGGCCCUAUAACAAUUGGUGAGCCAAACGCAAACAGCAGUACCCGCACUCUUCUCUACGCAAAUCUGUAUGACAAUGAAGCUAAUGCAAGACAAACGUAUACCGUCACGCAUACUGCCAUUCGUAAGGAAAAAUCAUCUCACACGGUGAAACUAGGAUUCAGCCUCGGCCUUGAGCUGUCGGGAGGAUUUACAUUCGAAGAAACACUCGGGCUGAGUGGCAGCGUCGGAAUUAAGACUGAAAGAGAAACUGCCAAGACAGACACUGAAACGAAACUCAAGUCUUUUGCUGUCGCCACGAGUGUCACCGUUCCUCCUAACAGGACCAUUCAAGUGGAAUGGUACGCCACCACAACUCAAAAAGAUUUUGUGUGGAAGCGGAUUGUGACCAUCAGUGGAUAUUUUGCUAUGGGGCUGCAGAAUAACAUGGAAAACACGAAUGUACUGAUCCUUCCAGUGAGUUACCUUGCCCUUGUGAACAAGGAAAUGACAGUAGUAGGCGGCAGGCACGUGCAGUUCGAGGCUUCUGGUAUAUUCAGAACAAUCACCGUGCCGGAAUCUGACAUCUACACAACAGACGUGACGGACGCUUUAAGGGACAAAACAACGACGAUUUCUGGAUGGUCUGGGACUGUUGGGUAAAUUUCAGAACCAGGCGGGCGCUUUCGACAUAUUAAAGUGGCGGCCCCACGUCCGCAACCAUAAUACCGGUGGCUUCUGUGCUCAACAUCGCGAUUACGUUAAGCUGUCUUUUCGUUUGUCAAGAUUUUUUCUUCUUCUUCACUUUUUUUCGCAAUAAAAGCAUUUUUGUGUGUGUU